Aspergillus versicolor CBS 583.65 is the source of this 1425-nucleotide messenger RNA. RefSeq lists its product as uncharacterized. The coding region runs from base 1 to 1425 and encodes 474 amino acids. The record is from RefSeq and is a predicted model, not a curated record. The transcript is spliced from 2 exons. Lineage: Eukaryota; Fungi; Ascomycota; Eurotiomycetes; Eurotiales; Aspergillaceae.
AUGCUUGACCGCGAGAGACCGGGGACCAAGACAUUCACCGAGGCCACGCCUUUACUGCAGAAGGCGGCACCAAUCGUGCCUGCGCAGGAGUGCCAGCAACAUAUACAGCUGCUCCGAUGUUUCUUGAACUUGAAGCAGACGGUCUUGAAGACAAAAGGCCUCUUCAAGACCGAGUAUGUCCAUGAAAUCAAAAACGGACUAGACCCGAUAGCUCGGCAGUCCGCGGCGGAGGAAAGUCGGUGGUCAAUCUAUGUCUCGCGGGCUAUCCAUCGAUUUUCUAUUUGGUGGACUCGUUUAUCAGUGACUGGCACUCCAGGGCCCGGUUCGAAUCAGUUAUUAGAAAAGUCGUACGGGCCGCAUGGCGGAUGGACCUGGACGGGGGAUCAGAUGCCUCCAUUAGAUGUUUUGAUGGUCCUCCAUGCGCUGGCACUACAUACCAAAGCCUUCGGGGAGGAUUGUUUUCGUCAUCAAAAGAUGGCACUAUGGAACGGAGGAUUUCCCCUUCAGCUGGCCUCACAAUAUAUAGACCCGGAUAACUUUGAAUAUUCGUGUCCCGAGCCCUGCCGGCUGCAGUUCGAAAAUAUGACAAAGCUGGCAUGGGACAAUGUUAAUGACCCUGAAAACCUUCCUAUCGAAUGCUUCCGGUGUCAGAAACAGACCGCUGUGCCGUGGACGACGCGGCGCGGCAAAGGACUAGCAGAUGAUGGAUUCUUACAAGUGUGCCAAUGGUGCAAGUUUAUCCUACGAAAAGACGCUCUUCUCGCUCAGAAGCUCCGCCGGGAUUUACAUCUACUCCUGGAGACAAACAUCCCCUUGCCGGGGACCUGCUGGAGUGUCGACAAUGGCUUGGCUCCCAAUGAAACGACAGACGGGCUUCUAAAACAGCCUCUAGUGGACCUGUUACUAGAGGAAACACGCCCGACUAAUCUAUUCCCAAAUAUAACCCAAAUAAUCCAGGCCAGCACUGAGGCAGCCGAGGGCCAAUCUCUACCCCUGCUUCAUAAUAUCUUCGAGCACUAUCAAUAUGUUGGAACCUCUUCCUGUGAUCUGCAUACAGCUGUAAUGAGAGUGUCAAAGUCAGCAUCAACACUGCAGAGUGCGGAUUGUCUCGACUUAUCGCAGAUAGAGAGCCUAUACACUCACUUUCUGCGAGAGCAAAGCAAGGGGUCGUCACGACGUUCUGCUCCCCAAACAGAUAUCAUGGAUCCCCUCAGCUUGGUCUGGAGCACGCAUCUGUUGAGGCCGCGUUCAUACUGUGACUUUUCCCGACACUUUGGCAACAGCGUGCCAGUGGACUGGGGCCUGCAACAUGAAUCCGAGACUUGCAGCGUGUGCCAGACGCUGUGUCCGCCUUCUUUCGCCCGUCGGUUUAUCCGAGGUCUUACUUCGUUAUCAGAAUGGAAGGAGUGGCUAUCCACUGUGUAG